AUGAGCUCUUUUCGUCUGACACUCGAAGACAGCUCUGUCGUCACCGGCAAGACAUACUUUGAGCUCGACCGUAAAUACGAGUUCUCGUCAAAGACAAUUCCGCUCCUAGUAUGUGUUCCUGGUGGUGCUUAUGAUAGUGACUACUUCGACUUUGAGCCGAAGCAUAGCCUGCGAUCUCUGAGCAAAAUGCUGGGUAUUCCAGUCGUCUGUGUCGAUCGACCAGGUUAUGGGGAGUCUACCGAUGUGAGCAACAUUGGCAACACGUUCAUCCAGCGCCAUGGCCGCUGGUUAAACAAUCUAGUUUUACCGUCGAUAUGGAAAGAGUUUUCAGCGUCAUUAAACGCCUCAUCAAUCGUCCUUUAUGGAGAAUCAAUAGGAGGGGCUGUCUCCACUGUGGCAGCGGGAAUGUACGCGAGCGAUCCCCCAGCAUACCCGCUCUCUGGCCUUGUUCUCUCAGCAAUGUCGACCAAGCCACAAACCCAGCAACUCACCUCAUAUUUUUCCGAUGAAAGCUUAAGAGGCAAGCCAAUACAUAUGCCAUUCGAACAGAGGAUCUCUCAUGCUGCAGGGGACAACCCGGAACUCUUUGACCCAGUUGUGUUUACUUCUCGGAAGGGAAUGUCGUCGACCUCUGUGGAAGAACUCUACGACAUUAACAUCCAGUGGCCGACCUAUUAUGCGAAAUAUGCGGAGAAAAUCACAGUACAAGUACAGUACUCUAUGGGUGAAUAUGACCAAUUGUGGCAUAUCAAUCGGGAUACCAUGAAUGAGUUUACGCAAAGUCUGAAAAAUUCUUUUUGGGUCGAGGCUCGGUUCCAGAAAAAUGCUCCUCAUUGCAUUGAGUUCAGCUAUCAAUGCACAGCCUUUUACUUGCGAGUCUUUGGGUUUGCAAUGGAAUGUUCUGAUUCAUAUGCCAUAGAUGAGGAGCGGAAGAGAACUUGA
Messenger RNA from Exophiala aquamarina CBS 119918, 942 nucleotides. RefSeq lists its product as uncharacterized. The coding region runs from base 1 to 942 and encodes 313 amino acids. The record is from RefSeq and is a predicted model, not a curated record. The transcript has a single exon. Lineage: Eukaryota; Fungi; Ascomycota; Eurotiomycetes; Chaetothyriales; Herpotrichiellaceae.